AUGACUACAGUAUUGGAGGAGGACCCUGCCGCAGGGCUGCUGUCCUCGGAGGACGAGCAGGAUGAAGAGGAGGAGGUUCAGAUUGAAUCUUUGGUACAGGGACGCGCAAAACGAAGCACUGCUGGUCGAAAUAUGGCUGCUCUAAUUGACGCCGCCGCCGAUGAUGACCUAACUCUACUAUUCGAGGAAGUGGAGGAUGAUAAUGAGUUCGCGAUAGAGGAGGCUGCGGAAGAUGAGGACUUGGGCUUAGAUUCUUCAUCAGAUGAUGAUGAUGAUGACCAGGGACCGAAUGCGCAGAACGAAUAUGAGGGGGAACAACAACUGCAGAAGGACGAACGCAAGAAGCGUCGCGCCCAGAACGACCUCCGAUUCCAAACCCUACGAAAGCGCGUCAAGAUCGACCCGACAGCUGUCUCAGCUAUCCCGGCACCUCCACGUCCAAAGAAGAAAUCCGAGCGAAUCUCGUGGCUUCCGACACCAGAAGAUGGACCAACCCGCUCUUCGUCCCGUCGACAGACAAUGGUUAAUAAAGAGAUGACCCAUGCACGUUUGAAGGACAGCCAGGAGAAGCGGGUCCGAAUUAUUGCGACAAUGAAAGAAGCCGAGAAAAGGAAGGCCCAUCUCAAGCCGAAAGAGAUGACACAGGAGGACCAUCUAGCAGAGGCAGAGCGGAUCGAGCGCACCAACAGCAAGAGUUUGAAUCGAUGGGAGCAGGCGGAAAGAAAGAAGGCAGAAGAGAGACGGGCCAGGAUUGAAGCACUUCAGAAUCGUCGACUUGACGGACCGGUGAUGUCCUACUGGAGUGGUCUAGCUACAUGGGUUAACGGUCGUCUCACAAGAGUGGGCAAAGUCGAGAUCAAGCCGAAGCCGGAGAAGGAGGUCGCCAAAAAGAAAAAGACGGAGAAGGAUGAGAAGCCUGCCGAAGUCCAAGGGACUCCAAGUGCUCAACUUCCUCCAAUUGAUCCUUCUGCUCCCUCAACUUCUAAUCCUAUCCCGAACCCCGCCGACGGCUCUGCACCUCCUGCGGAUGCCUCUACGGCUGUUCCUAUCCAACCAACAGACGCGCCGGCGCAGUCUGAAAGCGCUUCAACAUCAGCUGCCGCUAUACCGACAGCAGCCCUUCCGACAACUAUUCCACCUGAUGCAGCCCCAGCGUCUGAUUCACAAUCGUCUAAGGGUACAGCCACUCAGGAUUUGCCAGUGCCAGGAAGCACAACCAGUAUCACACAGACUGAGCAGCCAACUCAACCAGAGGAAAAUCUUCCUGAAAAAGUUAAUCCUGAACAACAGACGACUACAACCUCUACCAUCCAUGAACACAAAGAAAAGGAGACAUCAAUAGCGGAAGCAAAGGAGAGGGAGGAGCCGCAGCAACCUGUUGGCGCGCCCCCACGCAAGUCUUCUCAGGGUUAUCCGUUACCUAUUGUUGAAAUUGUGAAUCGCCGAGAUUCCAUUAAGGGUGAAGAUUCUGAAAAUCUACCACCCACUGAGAAUGGAGACCCUAUGGACAUCGACAAGAAGCCCGAAGUCGAGUCAACCACUAAGACUGACAAGCUUACGACUAUCAUCCCUGCACCGACAGCUCCGGGGGGUCAGUCGACGACAUCUGCAAACACAACAUCGAACCUUGAAACUCCUCAAGCUCCGUCAGCCAAUGCAGUACCCCUUCCAACUGCGCCGGGCGAGAUUAAGACGAUUGAAAACCAACAACCCACCCCUCAUCCUGAGGUUCCCAGCCAAGCGCCUGCAGAUGCUGAAACACCAAAUAUUCCGGAAGGCCCGCAAAUCAUCGAGCACACAGGACGCAACUUGACGAUCCUGGAGAACUUUGAUGAUCGAACGGCGCACAGCAAGAAGUUCAGUAUGUAUUUCAACGCUAGAAAACCACCUCGAUUGUCCAAAAUCUCGUCAUCAUUAUGUGUCAUCACUUCACUACCAUCUCGCUAUCGUGAUCCUGAGACGUCUCUCCCAUACGCAAACUCAUAUGCAUAUGGGCAAAUCCGGCGGCUAGAAUCGCAAGAUUACACCUGGAGUGGCAUGCUAGGCUGCUUUGUUGGGCCUGCAGAGACUGCAGCCAAAGGUGUUCCUGCUCGAUUUCUGGGCGGAGAGAAAAACGCUGAGGAAAAGGAAGAGGAGGCUAAGGAGAAGGCUAAAGCUGAGGCUGAGGCUAAAGAGAGAGCCAAAGAAGAGGCAAAGGCAAAAGAAGCUCCAAAGGAGCCGAUUGUCAUAGAACAGACAGAUCCAGCCAAAAAUGCCACUCCUGCGGCAGCCACUGAAACGGUGAUUCCCAAAACUGAGCCUAUGGAAGUGGAUGGAUGA
Messenger RNA from Penicillium malachiteum, 2319 nucleotides. Its product is annotated as putative signal transducer. Gene Ontology annotation, biological process: regulation of DNA-templated transcription; chromatin remodeling. The transcript has 3 exons. The record is from RefSeq and is a predicted model, not a curated record. NCBI's taxonomy places the organism in Eukaryota, Fungi, Ascomycota, Eurotiomycetes, Eurotiales, Aspergillaceae. Gene Ontology annotation, cellular component: nucleus. Gene Ontology annotation, molecular function: ATP-dependent H2AZ histone chaperone activity. Bases 1 to 2319 code for a protein of 772 amino acids.